This is a messenger RNA of Setaria italica (foxtail millet), 1865 nucleotides long. Its product is annotated as transcription factor NAI1. Lineage: Eukaryota; Viridiplantae; Streptophyta; Magnoliopsida; Poales; Poaceae. The record is from RefSeq and is a predicted model, not a curated record. The transcript is spliced from 7 exons. Gene Ontology annotation, molecular function: protein dimerization activity. The coding region runs from base 1 to 1500 and encodes 499 amino acids.
AUGGGAAGGAAGGUUGCUGCAUCCAAAGCGGGCGAGGGUGAGAAUAAGAAAAGGUCUGGCAAGAAGAAGGAGCCGCAGUUGCCAUCGCCCAAGUACGGGAAGACUGAUCAAACUGCGCCGCCAAAUCCCGUCUAUGCUUGGAAGCGGUCAAUGCUGAAGGAGGAGGAUAUCAAGGCACUCGUACUCGACGAGGCGACCGAAGCGGAGAAGGCGGCAGCUGCGGCCGCUCAAAACAAGUCACCAAUCAUCGAGGAGUUGAUCGAGAUUGAGGAUGAUCCAAAGCCUCAAGAUGUUGUUCAUGUUGAUCCCCAGGUGGUGAACCCCACUAGUGUCGUUGUCAAGAUUAGCGGAGAAACGCAAGGAGCACGUGAACGCCUUCUUCAGAACAGUAAGGCCGUAAUUCACACCAAAACCACUAGGCCUGUAUAUAAGCAAGAGAAGUCCAGAAAGACCAGAAGCAGUGUGGACUGGGACUCUGGGAGAAGGAAGUCAGGAUUGACGUACGGGAGGAAGAAAAGAAGAGGAUAUAUCAAGGUGAUGGAUGAGCUAAACCCAUGGCAUUCACAUCCGGACCCUGAGGACGAGUUAGCAUACAUGUACGGGCAGCAAGAAGAGCACGCCGGGAUGCAACACCAUUUCGCCGAGCCCCAGCAGUACUACACACCACCGCCACCAAUGGCGCCGCCGCCUAACCCGAUGCAUCCUUCUCAUCCACACCGGGCCUCGAGUAGUUUCCCGGGCUUUGGGGUCCCGUCAUUGCCCAGCCUGCCGUUCGGAGCGCUGGCGGUCAAGAGCGAGCCAGGGCAGCCGUCGUCGUCGUCGAGCAUCUUCUCCUUCGGCGGACAGCCUCCUAGCACGCUCAACUUCUCGGGAGGAGACUGGCCGGACCCGGACGGCAUUGAAGCGGCGGUGCAGGUGCAGCAGCAGGCGCCAGAGAGGCGGAGCCGGGCGCACUGGAACACGCAGGAACACGUCAUCGCCGAGCGCAAGCGCCGCGAGAAGAUGCAGCAGCAGUUCGUGGCGCUGGCUACCAUCGUCCCGGACCUCACCAAGACCGACAAGAUCUCUCUCCUUGGGAGCACCAUCGAGUACGUCAAGCAGCUUGAGGAGAAGGUGAAGACUCUAGAGAGACAAAACAUGAGGAGAACAUCUGAGCCCACCGUCUUUGAGAGCAAGUGUCGCAUAUCAACUGAUAGUAGCGAUGCCUCAAGCUCCAGAGAGAGCACCUUCGGUGCGGGUAGGUUCAGCCCGACUGUUGAGGCAAGCAUCCAUGGCGAUACCAUCCUAUUGAAAAUAUGCUGUAAGGAGAGAAGAGGAGUGCUGGUGACGCUCAUCUCCGAGCUUGAGAACCAGGGCCUCUCUAUCAUAAACACCAGUGUUCUACCGUUCACAGACUCAUGCCUCAACAUCACCAUCACAGCAAAGAUUGGAGAAGGGUUUUCGACCACAGUAGAGCUCGUAGCGGACCUGACCACGGCUCUCAGAGGUUUCAGUACUUGAGGUGGGAAAGAAAAUUGAGUAGCAAGGGAAAUGUAAAUGAAGUGCUUGCUUUGGAAGUUAUGAUUUUUUACCCUCUUUUCUUCAAGGAGUAGAGGGGACACUGGGCCGGAUACCCAAGCACGUUUUGAAAUGAUGAAACUCUUGUGCAAAUCCUCUCUCUCUAUUCUAUUUAAGCAUGUGUUGUGUGCAUUCUUUCAUUUGAUUUCUUCCAUUCAUCUUUCAAAAACAUGAGUAAUAGAAUUCCAGGAGCAGGAUGUCCAGAACAGAAGCAUGAAAGUUUGCAUGGUUGAAAGACAACGGGCACUCAAGUAUAUUGUACGUGUGAUUGUAUUAGGAUGUGAACGUGUUGAAAAGUUUAAUUUCCA